Caenorhabditis angaria is the source of this 2313-nucleotide messenger RNA. The record is from the annotation of a GenBank genome assembly. NCBI's taxonomy places the organism in Eukaryota, Metazoa, Nematoda, Chromadorea, Rhabditida, Rhabditidae.
AUGCCGCCAAAACUUCGCUACAUUUUCGCCAAAUGCUGUUUUGAUUUGUCGAAAAUGGAGGAUUGUCAAAAUGCACUUUUUGUGAACAAGAAUCUGGUGAAAUUCGCGCGGAACUAUUGGAAGACGAGGAAGUUGCACCACAUGCUCGUUUUUUGUAUUCUGCGUUGCUAUGGUGAGACUGAAAGUGCUGACAAAUUGUAGUUUUAUUGAGAAAAUGAUGAUUUUUUUCAGAACCAUCUGAUUUUUGUUCAAAGUUCAUCCCAAAACCCUAAAAAAAGUUCGCGAAUUUCUGCAAAAUUCGAAGAAGCUCAUCGGCAGAAAGCUGCGAUCCAGCGAAAACAGUGUCAGAAUGCGAAACAAUUCUACAAAAUCGUAUUUUGAUGUGAGAGUGUGAUUAGUAGUUAUGUCAAAUAUGGCGGGAAGAAUCUGGAAUCUUUAUAAGUGAACAUCGAAAGAAGAUUUAUGAGAAUUCGAAGAUUUUGGUGACAAAUGAAGAGGAAUUGGUGAAUAGUGAGUUUUUUUGAAUUGACACCUCGAAAAUUGGUCAGGGUCAAUCCUCAUGAAAUUUCGCUUUGAAAGACACCCAACAUGAAUAUAAUCUGAGGAAUUCCUGAAACUGAUUAUGGGUUGCUGCGGAUCAGCUUAUAGAGUAGUGGAUACGGAGUUUCCUCAAUUUGGGCUCUGAAAUUACAGAAGCUCCUAUCGUAAUUUUUUGCGCCGAAAACGAUGAAAAUAUAGGUUUUCCUCAAUUUUCCCUUUCAGAACCAUCUGCAAAUCUUCUUCUUCAACUUCUCAAACAACAACUCUAAAUCGAUUUUUAGCCCGAAGAAAAAGUUCGCGAAUUUCUGAGCAAAAUCAAGCUCGAAACUGGAAAAGUAUCGGCUAGACAAGCUGCGACUCCAGCGAAAACAGUUUUUCGACAAAUGUCACUAGAACUACACAAAGUUCAAGAAAUCGAAGGUGAGAGAGUGAUUUUGGGAUGAAAAAUGGGAGAAGUCUGGAAUUUUGAGCUAUGGAGCUCCAGAAACUGAUUUUUAGCUCGAAAAUUGGUCCCAGCGGUCAUUUUUGACAUAAAAUUCGAAUUUGGGGUCAAAAUUGAGCUCAGGAGCUCCUGAAAACGAUUUUUUGCUCGAAAAUUGACCUCAGAGCUCAUUUUCAACCUCAAAUUCAAAUUUUCGCUCAUAAUCAAGCUCAAGGAGCUCCUGAAACUCAAUUUUAUUGUUAGCUUGAAAAUUGGUCCCAGGGGUCAUUUUUGACAUAAAAUUCAGAGUUUGGCUCAAAAUUGAACUCAUUUUAGGCUCCUGAAAUCAGCCGGAUUUUUAGCUCCAAACCCAUUGGUCCCAGGAUCAAGGUUUGAUAUAAACAUGAAACUCGAAUUUGGGGCUCGUCAUCUUCAAUCUUCAAGCUCCAAAACUACUUGAAUUGAUUUUUAGCUUAAAACUCCCAUGACCCAAGAACUCAUUUUGAGCCUGUUCCCCAUUCAAAUUCCACAUCUUGCUCAAAAUCUAGCUCCAAAAAUAUCGACAAUUCUGAAAUUGAUUUGGCGUUAGCUCGAAAAUUGGCCCCAUGGGUCAUUUCAAUUGACAUAAACCGAUUCAGAGUUUGGCUCAAAAUUGAACUCAUUGGCUCCUGAAAUCGAUUUUUAGCUCCAAAUUAUUGGUCCCAGGAUCAAGGUUUGAUAUAAAUGGAAGUGUCGGAAUUUGGGGCUCAAAAUUGCUCCAAAACUACUGGAAUUGAUUUUUAGCUUAAAAACUGGGUGACCCAAGAACUCAUUUUGAGCCUGUUAUUCAAAUUUUUGCUCAAAAUCUAGCUCCAAAACUUCUGAAAUUGAUUUUUAGCUCGAAAAUUGGUCCCGCAGGUCAUUGAUCUAAAUCAUAAAAUUCAGAAGGUUUGGCUCAAAAUUAAGCUCAUUGGCUCCUGAAAUCGAAGGUUUUUAGCUAAAAAUAAAAAAAAUCGAUAUUGACCUCAGAGCUCAUUUUUGACAGAAAACUUGACUUUUUGCUCAAAAUCAAGCUGAAAAUUUGGAAUUUCUAGAAAAAUCCCAAAAUUCUGACCUAAAAUGUCAAUUUUUCCAGCAAAAAUGGAGGUUCUAUCAAGUGAUACUGAAAAUGUGCACAUGCCCAGGGAACUCGAGGAUCCACAAUUUCUUCAACAAAUCGAGCAGCUGGAGCUAUUCCAAAGGUGAGAUUUUUGCUGAAAAUCGGCUGAAAAUCAGUUUUCUGAUGAUUUUUAGCCAAAAGCGGAAAAACCCUAUUUUUCAGACACAUCCAACUCGUUCUUCAACCCGAAAUUCUGACGUGGCAAAAAUGCUGA